Messenger RNA from Mercenaria mercenaria, 3851 nucleotides. RefSeq names its product intraflagellar transport protein 80 homolog. Gene Ontology annotation, biological process: cilium assembly. Bases 125 to 2518 code for a protein of 797 amino acids. NCBI's taxonomy places the organism in Eukaryota, Metazoa, Mollusca, Bivalvia, Venerida, Veneridae. The record is from RefSeq and is a predicted model, not a curated record. Gene Ontology annotation, cellular component: centrosome; intraciliary transport particle B; cilium. The transcript is spliced from 18 exons. Gene Ontology annotation, molecular function: protein binding.
AUUUCACAAAUUCCAAUCGUAGCUGUCUGCUCUGUUUCAAAAAGGCAGUAUUUCGCAGAAAACUAAAAACUGGACAUAUUAUAAGGCGAUUUUCAAUUCUGCUUGAUACGGAUUACAGAGAGCCAUGAGGCUCAAAACUAAUUUACAGAAGGAACCUAAACAUGCGGAACUUGUAAGCUGUGUAGGAUGGACAACUCCGGAGGAACUGUUUUCUGGUGCUGAUGAUCAUCUUAUUCUGAAGUGGAACCUCGUAAAUAAUGAAACAACUUCACUAGUCAAACUACCAGAGGACGUUUUUCCCACAGAUAUGCACUGGUUUCCUAAGGCAGCCACAGGAGGAGGGAAGAAAACGGGGUCAGAUUUAUUCUGUCUCACAUCUACAGAUGGAAAGUUUCAUCUGAUCAGUAAAACAGGACGAGUUGAGAAGAGUGUGGAAGCACAUAAAGGGGCUGUGUUAUCAGGACGGUGGAGCUAUGAUGGUUCAGCCUUACUGACCGCUGGAGAAGAUGGCCAGGUGAAAGUAUGGUCAAGAAGUGGCAUGCUACGAUCAACACUCACACAGAACAGUACUUCAGUAUAUGGAGUGGCUUGGGGUCCAGAUUCUGACCAAGUGUUGUUUACAAAUGGUCGGCAGCUUGUAAUAAAAUCUCUUCAAGCAAAUGCUAAACCUACAAUGUGGAAGGCACAUGAAGGUGUCAUCUUACAGGUAGACUGGAACCCAGUAAAUAACCUCAUUCUGUCAGGAGGAGAGGAUUGCAGAUAUAAGGUAUGGGACACGUAUAGCAGACUGAUGUACAGUAGUUCAGUACAUGACUACCCUAUCACCUCAGUGGCAUGGACUCCAGAUGGUGAACUCUUUGCAGUGGGCUCAUUUAAUACACUCAGACUCUGUGAUAAAACUGGGUGGUCAUAUGCCUUAGAGAAACCCAACACUGGUAGUGUGUUCAAAUUGAGUUGGUCAAGCGAUGGUACACAAGUGGCUGGAGCUUGUGGGAAUGGUCAAGUUCUAAUUGGUCAUAUACUUGAAAGGAGGUUAGAGUGGAAUAAUUUUGAGGCAACAGUUACAGAAAGCAAAAAGAUAGUUGUCCGGAACGUCUUAAACGAGACAUACGACAAACUUGACUUCAGAGAUCGUGUCAUUAAAGCAUCGCUAGCAUUUAAUUACCUUGUUGUAGCCACGUCAUCUCAGUGCUAUAUUUACAGUGGAGAAGCAAGUGAAGCUAGAUUUUGUACAAAGAACUUCAAUACACCAAUGAUCUUUGAUCUCAAGGAAGGCAAUGUGUCCCUUAUAAUGCAAGCAGAAAAACAUUUCCUCCUCAUUGAUGUAGCUGGAGUUUAUGUAUAUACAUAUGACGGAAGGUUAGCGUGUUCACCCAAGUAUCCUGGUCUCCGAGCAGAUAUCCUCAACUCACAGACUGUCUCUAUCAGUAAUGACACUGUAGCAAUCAGAGAUAAAGCUGACGAAAAAGUUGUAUAUGUGUUUGAUGCUCUCAGUGGUAAACCACUUGGUGAUGGAAAGCCUAUCACACAUAAGUUGGAAGUAAUGGAAAUAGCAUUAGACCAGUGUGGUCCAGGUGCAGAGAGACGUCUAGCCAUCAUAGAUAAAAACAGAGACUUAUACCUUACUUCUGUCAGAGUGUUUGGUACAGACAGGAAAACAGUGAAACUAGGUACUAUGAUAAUGUCACUGGCCUGGAAUGAUGCCACCAAUAUGUUAGCUGCUCUUGCUGAUGGUAAAUUCACAGUCUGGUACUAUCCUAGUGCUGUGUAUGUAGACAGAGAUCUGCUGCCAAGAACUAUCUUUGAAAAGGAAGCCAGUGAGUUUGGAAAGAACCCACAGUUACUACAGUUUGUGGGUAAUCAUAUAGUGAUCAGACGUGCGGAAGGUUCUCUCGUCAGUACAUCUAUCUCUCCCUACCCAGCCAUACUACACAGUUACAUCCAGUCAGGACGAUGGGACGAUGCUGUCAGGUUGUCUAGGUUUGUCAAGGAUGAGACACUGUGGGCGUGUUUAGCAGCCAUGUCAGCAUAUGCAAAAGAGUUGAACACAGCUGAAAUAGCAUAUGCAGCCAUACAAGAGGCAGAUAAAGUACAGUUUAUUCUGAAUAUCAAGGAUAUUCCAGUAAAGGAUGCAAGAAAUGCUGAGAUGGCAUUAUUAUGUGGUAAUCCACAAGAUGCUGAGGCUAUACUGUUACAGGCAGGACUUACUUUCCGAGCUAUCUUACUCAACAUUCAACUCUACAACUGGGACAGGGCGUUGGAGUUGGCAGUGAAACACAAGACACAUGUAGAUACAGUGCUUGGUUAUAGACAGAAGUAUAUGACACAGUAUGGAAAACAGGAAACAAAUAAACGAUUCCUGCAAUACAAGGAGGGAAUUGAGAUAGACUGGGAAAAAAUUGAAGCAAAAAUAGAAAUGGAAUACCAGAAGGAAAGAGAGCGCCCAGAGAGACCUGUAUCCACAGCAACAACUGCUGGUUCCCGUAGUGGUGGAACCAGGCCUGCUGUCAAGACUUAACACAGCUAACUUGUGAUUAAACAACAGAUCUGAACAUUUCUUGAGAACAGCUGAUCGACUCUAUAUUUAAAAACUUUCUCUGAUGAAUAAUCUGAGAAGGAAUUUGGAAUUAGUGGUUUAAUACACUACUGUCAAACUUCGUUAACUCGAACUUGGAUGAUUCGUACUUUUCGUCAGGUCCCGGAAAAAUCCAUGUAUUAUGUAAUUUGUUUGAUAACUCAAAGGACCAAUCACUCGAACAAAUUUUGCUGGUCCCGCCUAGUUCAAGUUAACAAAGUUUGACUGUAUUUAUUGAUCUAUUAAAAUACUGUUAUAUCUUUAACAAUUUUGAAUUAUGGAGACAACAUAGAAUGCAAUUUAGCAUAACAAAAAAGGCAGGUUCUGUUAUUGUAAAACUUUCCUGAUAUUUUGUAACUUUGUGUGCAGGUGAAGAAUAGUUGUUUAAUAGAUUGUGAUAUAUUUUUCAUGUAAAUACAAGAACUUGUAUGUAUGUACAAGUAAAAUAUUUAUUUAUGGCACCAAUAACAUUCCGUCCAUGACUUGACUUACUUGUUUUUGAAAUUGUCAGUCUUUAAUAAUUAUUCAUCAUGUCCUUAAUUACUUAUCAUCAUAGCCAUUUUCUGAAAUGCAUAUAAAAUCACAUCAGAGUACAAAUGUACCACAUGUUUAAGAUUUAAGUAUGAAGUCUUCAAGAUGGCCAACUGGAGAUAAGGUACAAUUCUGAUGAGCUCCAGCCACCAGUUUUCAUUUUGCAAAUGGCUAUGAAAAUUCUACCCAGGUGCCUUGUGGUACGUGUACUUGGGUUUUUUCCCACUUCCAAAGCUAGAAUAAACCCAUUUUACCUAAAUUGUGAGUGUGAUUUGAAACCCUGUUUUCAAGUAAAUUUACUAUAGUUUUCAAUAUUCAAUGACAUAUCUUUUAACAACACUGGUAUAAUGGAGUUCUUGUUCAGAUGCAUUUAGUCAUACAGAGAGCAUUACGAUAUACAUCAUUUGAGAUUUUAUGAAUUAUUAAAGGGAAAAACAGUACUUGGAGUUAGCAGUCACAAAGUAUGUUUGGUAAUAAAAGAUUUUGACUGGAUAUAGUCACAAAGUAUGUUUGGUAAUAAAAGAUUUUAUUUGAAUAUCCAAUGAAAGUUUUUGAGAAAAUGUAACCUGAUAAAGGUAGGUAAAAAGGAAUAUAUGAAGUUUUUUGGUAGAAGCUUCCUGUUCAUUCAUCAAAUUUUUUAUAUUGUUAGUGUAAUGGUAUUAUUUAUUUCUCAUUGAUGAGUUCUUGAUUUUUUUCUCAUUCUGCCAUCAAUGAUAUUUUAUGUAUUAAAAUAUUUUUAUACAUA